This is a messenger RNA of Cervus elaphus (red deer), 3252 nucleotides long. RefSeq names its product CD14 molecule (gene CD14). The transcript has 2 exons. Gene Ontology annotation, biological process: inflammatory response; lipopolysaccharide-mediated signaling pathway; positive regulation of type I interferon production. The record is from RefSeq and is a predicted model, not a curated record. Lineage: Eukaryota; Metazoa; Chordata; Mammalia; Artiodactyla; Cervidae. The coding region runs from base 553 to 1674 and encodes 373 amino acids. Gene Ontology annotation, cellular component: external side of plasma membrane; lipopolysaccharide receptor complex; membrane raft. Gene Ontology annotation, molecular function: protein binding; lipopolysaccharide binding.
UUGCAGUCUCUUCCACAAUAUAUCCAGUUAGAUAUCUGAGGAUAUUCAGGGAGUUGAACUUGGUUGACACGAAGUUAAUCACAACCACCAAGACUAGGGAAAAGUUAUGGAAAGUACCCAGCCUGAAUCACUGGGAUAGGGGCAGGGGACAUUGAGAAUCCUGUCCUGAGGAACUGGGGAUCUCUCUGUCUCCAACCCAGACAAGCCUGGAGGCAUCUGAGUCAUCUGGGCACUGCCUGGGUCAGAGGAAUAGAUGCCUUGCAAGAUCCUUCCUGUUAUAGCCCCUCUCCUGGCAACAUCCUUCAUUGCGAAAUUUCCAGGAAGAGUAGCGAAUGGGGUGGCUGGGAGGAAGAAAGGUGGAAAGUGACAGGGUUCAAAGAAGGGGGAGCAGAGCGACAUCACAGGGUUACAUAAACUCUCAGAGGCUGCCAAAGAGUAAGGACAGAUCGGUUUGUGGAGCCUGGAAGCCGGCGUGAGCCACUGAAAAGGAAAGAAGCCACAGUCCAGCCGAUAACCAGAGAGAGAGGCAGAGGCUCUGAGGAUCUACCGACUAUGGUGUGCGUGCCCUGCCUGCUGCUGCUGCUGCUGCCGCCGCUGCUGCGUGUGUCUGCGGACACCACAGAGCCCUGCGAGCUGGACGACGACGAUUUCCGCUGUGUCUGCAACUUCACGGAUCCCAAGCCUGACUGGUCUAGCGCUAUUCAGUGUAUGGUUGCUGUCGAGGUGGAGAUCCGUGGCGGCGGCCGCAGCCUGGAACAAUUUCUCAAGGGAACUGACACCGAUCCGAAGCAGUAUGCUGACACAAUCAAGGCUCUGCGCGUUCGGCGACUCAAGCUGGGCGCUGCACAGGUUCCCGCUCAGCUUCUGGUCGCCGUUCUGCGCGCGCUCGGGUACUCUCGUCUCAAGGAACUGACGCUUGAGGACCUGGAGGUAACCGGCCCGACGCCCCCGACGCCUCUGGAAGCCGCUGGGCCUGCGCUCACCAGCCUCAGUCUCCGUAACGUAUCGUGGGCAACAGGAGGCGCCUGGCUCGGCGAACUGCAGCAGUGGUUCAAGCCCGGGCUCAAGGAGCUGAACGUUGCCCGAGCACACUCGCUUGCCUUUCCCUGCGCGGGGCUCUCCGCCUUCGAGGCUCUCACCACCCUAGACCUGUCUAACAAUCCCGGUCUCGGCGACAGCGGGCUGAUGGCGGCUCUCUGUCCGCACAAGUUCCCGGCCCUCCAAUAUCUAGCGCUACGCAACGCCGGGAUGGAGACGCUGAGCGGCGUGUGCGCGGCGCUGGAGGCAGCGAGGGUGCAGCCCCGAAGCCUGGACCUCAGCCACAACUCGCUGCGCGCCACCGCCCCGGGCGCUACCCGGUGUGUCUGGCCCAGGGCGCUAAGCUCUCUCAAUUUGUCGUUCGCUGGGCUGGAGCAAGUGCCUAAAGGACUGCCGCCCAAGCUCAGCGCGCUUGAUCUCAGCUGCAACAAGCUAAGCAGGAAACCGCGGCGAGACGAGCUGCCCGAGGUAAAUGACCUGACUCUGGACGGAAAUCCCUUUCUGGACCCUGGAGCCCUCCAGCACCAAGACGCCCCGAUGAUCUCCGGCGUGGUCCCAGCCUGUGCGCGUUCGGCCUUGACCAUGGGGGUGUCAGGAACCCUGGCGCUGCUUCAAGGAGCCCGAGGCUUCGCGUAAGGCCGUGGGGAAGAGAGGGGAGAGGAAUGAAUUGGCUCAGAUUGCCCUGGCUCCGGGAGACCCUCGUCAGGACAUCUCAACCAACCAGCCUUCCGCCCCAUCCUUAUUAAAAUCUUAAACAGCAGAUCCGUGUCAUUCACUCAGCAGAUGUUUACUGGGCACACUGCUGAGCAGGGAAUCCAUUAUACUUAAACAUUCUUCUUCCUAACUUGCUAGAAACCAUACCCGCCCCACCAUAGAAAAGAACUACGGGGGCAGAAGGGGCAGGGAAAAGUUCCGUGUCUAGGGCUGCGUGGGAGAACCAAGGGUUUCCCUGCGAUUGGGGGUUUUCUGAACAGAUUACUAGAACCUGUGUUAAAAGAUGUUUGAAUGGUAAACAUGCCUGGAAGGAUCCUCUCUGGUGCAUUUUCCAAGACGCAGCUGCUCCCUUCCAAGGUUAUAAAACCCAGAGCCAUUUGCUUAUUCUUACUCUUCUUUUUCCUCCAACCCCCAGUGAGGAAAGACAGCUAUGCCACUCAUUCUACCUAAGCUCUGAGGUUGAUAAUUUCAGGGUUGCUCUCCUGUAGUGUAUGGCCUCUCUGCCUACAGAGGUACACUGAUUUUCACUAUCAGGUAAUAAUGGGGGAGCUUGAGAAUGGGGAACUGAUGCAAGAUGCUGUAAUUUAACCUUCUCUGAACCAGAGAUUUUGCAAUUAUGCUAAUAUACAAAUGUAUGAUUUUUCUUUGAUUUGCAAACAGGAUAACAUCUUAGACCCUUCACAGCUUCUUUGGACCCCUUCACACAGCAAUUACCAGUGUAUGUCCCCUGAACCACAUUAUCUCAGUGACCUAGGACAUCAACCAAGAGGGACUGUUCCUUCUAAGGGUUCCUUCUUCAUCACAUCAAGGAGGCAGUCACAUCCAUAAGGGAUCUAGAUAUGUCUCAACGGGGACCUAAAGAGGAGUGGGGAGAGGCGUGUAAACAGAGCCCUUCUCCUGCCUGCGUCCCUCCAGUGUCCAGAACCACACAGAUAGGAACAGAGAAUGCACAUUAUUACAUUGAUGGGAGAGUUACACAGGUCAUCAGACUACAGACUCAAAGAAUCACAGGGACAGCUAAAUAAACUGCCAAUCUGUGUGGCCAGACCUCGCUGGCUCCAUUUUUUCAGUUUCAUCUUAGGCCCACAGUCCUGCCCCCUCCUCGCUCUGCAUAACUGAGCUUUACUCUACUCACAAGAAGUGUACCCAAGCCAGAUAACUUACCUAACAGCUUUUACUCUUACCUUCGUCUGAUAUGAAAACUAGAAGGAAAAAAAAAAAAGAAAACUGGAAGGAUGCCUUUUGCUGACACAGGUGGUUAACGGUCAUGAGACCCUCAGGGAGGAAAAAGCCCAGGUUCCCUUGGAUGCAGAUAUGCAGCUUACUUGGUAGUCAAAUUCUGUUUUUAGCCUUGGCCCCUUUAAAUCUCAGGUAUCCCCUUCGCAGAGUGCAGCUCUGAGUGCCUCUGGAUCUUGGCUGUAUGUAAAUUCACAACACCUGCAUUAUGUAAGUAACAUGGCUGUAUGUCAGUACCCACAAUAAACUUCAAACUGUACUUUA